Molecule: messenger RNA, 5053 nt
Organism: Rattus norvegicus (Norway rat)
Lineage: Eukaryota; Metazoa; Chordata; Mammalia; Rodentia; Muridae
Source: RefSeq, a predicted model, not a curated record
GUGACUGCGCACGCGCGGCGGCCAGGCCCGGGCAUUUUGCUGCGUCACCAGCCGCCGCCCGGCCUCACCACCCCUCGCGCGCACGCACGCUCCUUCUCCGUCCUCGCGCCCCUUUUCCUACACUUUCCUCCUCUCCCGGGCUGAGGGAGCCGCUCUCCGCGCGUUGCAUUCUGGGCAUCGAGGCCGAGCCCGCCGCUGCCGCCGCCGUCGCCUAAGGGGAACGAGGAGAGGCCGCGACCGGGUAGAGACCGCCGGAGUCGCUGCCGGAGAGGAGUCGACUCGCCAGCCGCCGCCAGCGAGGCCCGCCCACCCGUUCGCCUGGCCCUCUGCCCCGUUCACCAUGCAGCCUGCUUCUGCAAAGUGGUACGACCGAAGGGACUAUGUAUUCAUUGAAUUUUGUGUUGAAGACAGUAAAGAUGUUAAUGUAAACUUUGAAAAAUCCAAACUUACUUUCAGUUGUCUUGGAGGAAGUGAUAAUUUUAAGCAUUUAAAUGAAAUUGAUCUUUUUCAUUGUAUUGAUCCAAAUGAUUCCAAGCAUAAAAGAACGGACAGAUCGAUUUUAUGUUGUUUGCGAAAAGGAGAAUCCGGCCAAUCCUGGCCUAGGUUAACAAAGGAAAGGGCAAAGCUUAAUUGGCUUAGUGUGGACUUCAAUAAUUGGAAAGAUUGGGAGGAUGACUCAGAUGAAGACAUGUCUAAUUUUGACCGUUUCUCUGAGGUGAGUUUUUUUUGGGGGGGGGGGGUUGUUUUGUUUUUUUUUUUAUGGCAUUUUCUACCCUGUUCCCAUAAUACUGUCCUUUUAAUCCCUUAUUUCUUUCCGUUUUUUUUAAAGGUUCAUUUAUUAGUUUUAUGUAUGUGAGUACACUGUCACUGCCUUCAGACACACCAGAUCCCAUUCAGAUGGUUGUGAGCCACCAUGUGGCUGCUGGGAAUUGAACUCAGGACCUCUGGAAGAGCAGUCAGUGCCCUUAACCGCUGAGCCAUCUCCCCAGCCCUAUUUCUUUCCAUUUUAACAUGUAUGGAUAGUUUUUCACCUGCAUAUCUGUGCACCAUUCUGGAACCUGGUUCCAAGAUGGACAAAGUCCUAAGAUGGUGCCAGGAGUCCCUGGAAAUGGAGUUAUAGGUGGUUAAAAGCCACUGUGUGGUGUUAGAAAUCAAACCCCAGUCUUCUGUAAGAGUAACAAGUGCUUUCAACCAGCCCCUUGGUCACCUGUUUUGGUUUUCUAGACAGAAACCUAUGUAGUCAGGACAGGUCACAACUGCUUAUAACUAUUUCUGGAGGAUAUAGUGGCCCUUGUCUUGUCUGGUCUGUUUAGGCUCUGGGAUUACAUUUGAUGGACAAACAUCUAAAGAGAUAGUCUUGGGGUAAAGAGUUCUUUUUGAAAUAGGGUCUCUGUAGCCGUGGCUGUCUUGGAACUCAGAUCUAUCUGGUCUACAGAGCGAGUUCCAGGACAGCCAGGGCUACACAGAAAAAUCCUGUCUCAGGGAACAGGGGGGGGACAGUUCUUGUUGCUCUUGUAUAUGACUUGGGUUUAGUUCCUGGCACCCUUAUACAUUUGUCCAUAUUGCCAAUUAUAUGUCUGAAUGUUUGCUAACCUGAGUUCAGAAGAUUGACUGGUUGUGAACCACCUACCAUGUGGGUGCUGGGAAAUAAACAGGACCAUCAUGAUGGGUUCUUAACACUGAAAUGUGUGCAAAAUCAAGAAGAGGAGGAAGGUGUAGUAGCCCAUGCCUUUGAUCCCAGUACUGGGAAGACAGAGGGGAAAGGAUUUGAGUUCAAGUCCAGCCUUGUCAACAUAGUGAGUUCCAGGACAGCCAGGGAUACACAGUGAGACCUUGUCUAUAAAAAAGCAAGAACAGGAUGAGUGAACAGAAGAGGACCAUUAUGCUGUAUUGCAAAUGGCACAAAUCUGUUACUGUAUGUCUGGCUAAGACUUUUGUCCCCAUGGAAACCAGAAGAGACCAUGGGAUCCCCUAGAACUGGAAUUACAGAUGGUCGUGGUCCUCAUCCAUGUGGGUGCUAGGAAUUCGACCCAGGUUCUCUGGAAAGGCAGGCAGCUAGUGCUUUUAGUUACUGAGCCACCUUCUCCAACUCUUCUUCAUUCACUCUCAUGUGCAUCUAUCUUUUAAAGCUAUCUAAAGUUUUUACUUUUCUUACAAAGUGGCAUGCAAUGUUGUUUCCCUUAAAUUCAGGUAUAAAACUUGGUCCUAUCUUCUAGCUAGUAAGCAGAGGUAGCAGAGUUGGUUGGGCCAUCCUAGGCUUAAUCACAUCUCAGAAAAGAGAGUCUACAGAGGUGCUUGCUGUGUGGCCUAUGUAGGAACUCCCUCAUAGAGGGGUGUUUUUCCUUCCCUUUCUCUGUCUGUGUCUGUGUGGGCCAUAAGAGUGUUGUACGGACAGUUGCUGUGCAGUUGUCAGCAGUACAUGAGUCACUUUUCCAGCUUGACAUAUAGAGUUUUAACAGUUUCUUUUGUGUGUGUGUGUGUGUGUGUGUGUGUGUGUGUGUGAAGAUUUCAUGUAUCCCUCCAUGUUGGCCUCUUACAGUAGUAUGUGUAGUUGAGGAUGAUCUUGAAUUUCUGAAUCCUCCUGCCACUGCCUCUGUGUACCUUCUCUUGUUUUAGAUUCAGCCUUUUAUAAAAAGCAAAGUACUUAAGAUUCUUUUGCCUUCCUUCAUGGGAACUUCUGCUGUACUGAAGACCUAUUCUGGAAUGUGCAGCCUAGUAAAGCUGAAUUUAGCAUUUUAAAGCUGAUUUUAUUCUUCAAAUAGAUGAUGGAUCACAUGGGUGGUGAUGAGGAUGUAGAUUUACCAGAAGUAGACGGAGCAGAUGAUGUAAGUAUGUGUGCAUCCUCUUCUGUUCAGUAAUAAUAAAGGUCUUGUAUACUCACUGUUCCCCUGAAAGGGUGCAGCCAUUCCUACCCUUAAUGUAUCCCUGUCUUAUUUCUUAACAUAUUAAAAGAUUUUACCUACUAGGGAAAUUGUAUUUGUCAACCAUUAAGGAUUGUAUUUUAACAAAUCAUUGCAUAAAGGUAAGAGUUAAAAGAUUAUCAUUUAACAAGGAUAGAAAUGGGAUUUAACAGCAGGUCAGGCUAUAGUAAUAAAAUAAAGGGAUGUGAAUGCAUUGAGGAAAGUGUACUCUACUACAUUAGACAUUAUCUCCCCAGGAAUCUGUUAAUAUCUUAAUAUAAAUUUAUAUAGUUGGGAGGAUUUUCAACUUUAGUAUAUAGAAUUAGAAUUCAUUGGCUUCUGUGUAUUAAGUAAUCUUUUCUUUCACUGAAUGCCAAGAGAGGACGACAAAGUUAGGGGAGAACUUGUAGAAAGAUGGGUCUUCUGCUACAAGGCCUAGGAAAAUAGGCCUUGAGUUUAAACACAUCAUUACAUUAAAUUCAUAGGUUCCACGUAACUAUUUUGCUCAUAUAGUAAGAAUUAUAAUUGGGAUUUCUUUAAGGUACACUUAGAUCUUUAUAGAAUAUGUAUGAUCAACUUGGUAAGUUUUUAAAUUUUCUUCUACAGGAUUCACAAGACAGUGAUGAUGAAAGUGAGUAUAUUGGGGGUUUUGUUUGUUUUUUAAUGUUUCUGCUGCAGUUAUCCCCACUGAGACCCAACUUUGAAAGCAGAUACCACAUAUAUUUUCUUUUUAGACACUAGGACAAUUUAAAAGAGUACAGGCUAGGUAAAAAUCCUAACCACCACUAGGUAAAGAAGAGGGAAAAUACUUUUAUUACUAUUUUAUGUUUUAGCUACAUAAUGUGUCUGCACUGUAUACCUGGUGCUUGGGAGGACAGAAGAUGCUAUUAGAGCCCCUGAAACUGGAGUAUAGCCACUUAUGAGCAGCCAUGUAGGUGCUGGGAAUUGAGCCUGGGUUCCCUAGCAUAGUAACCAGAGCUUUUAACCUCUCUAGCCUCAAAUUAGGCAUAGACUAGAAUUUGCUUAUUAAGAAAGGAGAGGGCAUUUCCAGGGAUCGAAAUGGGCUAGUGAACUAAGAACCAAAAAAGUCCUGUUACAUUCUUAGAAAGGGUUUAUUCUCUAAGAUGCAUGUUCAGUUUAUGCGUGUUCACAGGUGAUUGCUAGGGAGCUCUCAGUUUUGUUGUCUUCAUUUACAAAUGUUAGAGUAUUGUAGUUCUCUUGUCGUCCUUGCUGAUUGUUUUUAAAAUUCUUUCAGAAAUGCCAGAUCUGGAGUAAAGAGUGGUAUCAUCGCCUGGAUAUUGAGGGGAAAAAAAAAAUAACUUCUGCAAGAUUUCAUAAUUGAGAAAAUCCCUGAGUUGAUAGCUCUAAAGGCAGAUAUGCUGUACUUGGCUCCUUUAACCCAUUUUUCAACUUUUUUUUUUUUAAGGCUUCACUAAGGGUUGAUUAUGUACCAUUGUAUGGGGCAAUUUAAGUCAGCUAAGGCAAUAUCCGUAUGCAUGAACAUUUCCCAGAAUUCCAUGAAGCAGUUGAGGUCCUAGGCAACUGCUACAGCAGCUCUGAUGAAUAACUGCAUCUCAUCUAAGUCUUCUUUUGUCAUAAUACACUUAACUUCUCCAUUAAGAAAGUUCUCAGCUUAGGGAAAGAUAAAGGUUUUAGAUCCUAGAUAAUGGGCUUGAAGGAGGUGGAAACAAAUUGGCUAAUAUCUUAAGCUGAUGCCCCGCCAUUCUUCCAGGAUACCUUUCAGAAUUAUUCCACUAAAGUUUAUUUUUCAAAAAAAUGUACUUUACAUCAUUGUUUGUGAUCACUUGUCAGUGUUCAGGUGUAUUUUAGCUAAGACUAGUGGAUGCCCUAACUUAGAUGGUUUUUGAAGCCUAUACCUUUGGUAUUGUUUGGCCCUUAAGCUUUUACAUCUCUUAGCAUGGAGGACAAAGAAAGCUGUACAUUGUUGCUUGAGAAUAUGUACAUUUUAGACCAGAUUUGUACUUGCACUGUCAGUAUGGCAAAUGAGUGGAAAAUGUUAAUACACUAUUGGAUUUUUUAUUUCCUGUUUUGAUUUCAGCUUAUGCCCUGGCUGGAAAACCUCAAUUUAUGUUCAUGACAGUGGGGAUUUUUUUAAAUGUCUACAUUCUUUCUAAUAAACUGUUGGAAGAUUU